This is a messenger RNA of [Candida] anglica, 799 nucleotides long. NCBI's taxonomy places the organism in Eukaryota, Fungi, Ascomycota, Pichiomycetes, Serinales, Debaryomycetaceae. The record is from the annotation of a GenBank genome assembly.
AACAUACUCCCUGUCAUGUUUAAAGCUAUAUCCUUCCGUCCAGCUACAGCCCGUGCUUUUGCACGUUUAUACCACCUGGUGGACCAUCCUGUUUCUAACCAAAUCAUUAACCCAAAAAGUAUUGAAUCCAUAAUAUUGACUGGUUCUCUCAAACACAUCCCAACGUAUGGAUUUUCUUCCAAUUGUGUGACCCAGGCCAUCAGAGAAUUGAAGUAUCCCGACUCUACGCAUUCAGUGUUGACUAGUUCAUCCACAGGAACUUUAGAAUUCCAGUUGAUGCUUCAUUGGCUCAAGGUCCAACGUCAACGUUUAGAAGACCAUGUUAUGGAUCCAAAGAGUGAGUUCCAUUCCAUUGCAAAUGAAUAUGACAGAGUCAGCUAUUUGAUUAAGAAGAGAUUGCUGUACAACGAACCAAUUGUCGGACAAUUAUCUGGAGGUUUGUCACAGUUGGUUGCUCCUUACAACAUGCCUCAAUCACUUGAAGAAUUGCACAGUUUAAGCGAUGAUAUUGCCUACUAUGCUGGAGAUGCAUCCAAUGAUUUUGCUUGGUAUUCCAAGAGAGCUGGAUUUUCUUCCAUUUAUGUUUCUUCUGAAUUAUACAUGUUGCAAGACACCAGUGCAGGAUUCAAGAACACAAUGGAAUUUGUAGAUAAUAAGGUCAAAGGUUUGAAUGGUUUAGGAGGUGUCUAUUCUGAUGUUGAACAAUGGGGUGUUUUCAACGCUAUGGGGUUGAUAAACCUUAUCAAAUCUCAAUUAUUGAGAGGUUAAAUAGGUAUAUAGUAAAGGUUUAUGAUCAUAG